Messenger RNA from Actinia tenebrosa (Australian red waratah sea anemone), 2834 nucleotides. RefSeq names its product rho-related protein racA. Gene Ontology annotation, molecular function: GTP binding; GTPase activity; protein binding. NCBI's taxonomy places the organism in Eukaryota, Metazoa, Cnidaria, Anthozoa, Actiniaria, Actiniidae. The record is from RefSeq and is a predicted model, not a curated record.
AAACUCGAUGGCCAGCUAAAGUGACUCUUUAAUUCCGACUACGUAAAAUAUUUAUUCAAGAACUUUUAAAGCAGAAUGCAGUCAGAAGUCUUAAAGAUCACGUUGUUAGGAGAUCAUAAUGUCGGUAAAACAUGCUUCCUGUAUAGUCUAGUUCUCAAUGAUUUCCCAGCCAAAUAUACUCCAAAUGCGUUUCCUGGUGAUGUAAAUGCGACGACCUACACACUCAAGAAGCAAAUGUUCACUCUCUGUUUUAACGACCCAUUAGAAGGAGACGACUGCCUUAAACUCAAGCCUGUCAGCUUUCCUGGAACUGAUUUAUUUGCAGUGUUUUACGAUAUUUCAAGAAGAGAAUCUUUGCAAAAAAUUUCGGGACUUUACGAGAGAGUGUGUGAGCAAACACCUCAAGUUCCUGUUAUACUUGUUGGCAACAAGAUUGAUUUGAGACAGACAGAUGACCAAGAAAGUUCAAACGAAGCAAUGGUCACUCUUCAAGAAGCAUGCGACGUUGCUGAGACUAUGAACACUAUAUGUCUAGAGUGCAGCGCGCUUUCAGGAGAAGGCAUACACGAAGCCGCGUGUGUUAUGGUACAUAUGGCAGCAUAUGGUCAAAUACCCAAGAGACGCCUGUUCAGAAAGGAGUCGAAGAGACAAACGAUCGACGUACCUUUGGAUAGUCUUAUCUUGGAUGCUAGAGAGUUUUAUGGGAUGGACAAUGCUCCUUCAUGUCCUGGUGUGAAUGUACUGCCAUCCAAAUCAGUUGAAGAUCUUGCAAAGAUGAUUCACGACACGACAUGUAAAGACGUUCGCUUCAUAUUCGAGGAUAAUUCAUAUGUUGAUGCGCAUCAGAUCAUUCUGAUCAGCGCUGCUCCUACGCUAUUCCAGGAAAUCCUUACUGGUACUGCUAAGUCGCAGGUAUCUGGUCUUCCACAGGAGAUGUUCGAAAAAAUUUCUUGGCCAGUUCAUGGCGGUUUCCAAAACGACAGGAAGUGGCGUAUUGUAGAAAUUCGAGUAUGCAAAAAAGUUAAAAGAAAAGAGUUUUUAAGGCUUCUUGAGUUUCUCUAUGAAGGUGCUUCUAUUGCGUAUCUCAAAAGCGACGACUCCAUUCACGAACUGAUGGCUAUUGCCGAAAAGUUUCAACUCCAAGAUCUUCUCACGGCUUGCGAGAAUGUGCUUGAGGGCAACGAACUUGAAAAUAUUCAAAAGAAAACUUUUGUUGGAGGAGGAAAGGCCACAAUUCUAAAAGAUCUGUUCCUCAAGAAACCUCUCUUAGAAGACUUGGUGUUUCAGGUGCAGGGGAAUCCCGUGUAUGCACAUCAAGCGGUGAUUGUAGCUAGAUGUCACGUGCUUGCUGCUAUGGUUACCGAUUAUCGAACACGAAACGUUGAAUGUAUAAGAGUAAAGAUCGAGAUCGCCGACAUCAUCAUCGAAACAUUUGAUUGCCUGUUGGAGUAUUUGUACACAGAUGACUUACCAAAAGACGUUUCCCAAGAUAUUCUUCUCGAUAUUCUUUCUCUAGCAAACAGAUACGAACUGCCAAGGCUGGUUACAUUGUGCGAAUAUCGAUUAAUACUCAAAGUACAGGAAAUUUCCGACAGUCGUAUCGCUGUGAGCUCAGUCGUCCAUAUUCUUUGCCAGGCAAAGAUUCACGAGGCCCAUCAGCUUUCCAAAUGGUGUUUAAAUCUGAUCGCGAGAAAUUAUUUAAAAUUUCGUACUUCAAAGGAGAUGUUGCGACUAAGUGAGCAGGACAGAGAGUACGUGGCGAGCCGCCAAUGGCCGCAGAAGUGCUGCCUAUCUUCACGACACGAAACAUUAGUUCAAAACUAUUUGGAUAAACGAAAAAGACUGUUCCAAUCAAAUGCUACCACCAGAUGUGCCGUCAUGUAAAUUGGAAACACAUUUUAUAUCAACUAAGCAGGAUACUAUAGUUAAUUACUAAUUACAUUGAUAAAAGAAAAAUACAUUUUCAAUCAAACUAACACUAGUCGUGUGAACUGAAAAACAUUUUUAAUUCUACACCACAAGGCGUAGUUAACUGCGUGCCGGGAAAGCGGAUGUAAAAAUAAUUAGGCCUCCGCACUGAUUUUUUUACGAUGAAAUAGAAUGAACAAAGAUAGGAAUCAAUUCAUCCACUCAAGAAAUAUGAACAAAAAUAGCGAAUAGAAAAUCUUUGAAGUGAAUAGACACAAACGUAUGUUAUAUUUUGUAUAAACAAAGUAUGUCCUAUAGAAAGUAUUAAAUGUUUUACGAAGGAAAAAAGUUUUCAGAAAAAAAUGUAUUAUUCAUGAAAAGCAAUAUCAUACGCAAAAUUAGUAAAUGAUGUUAUAAUAAUUAUUUUUUAUUUAUUUCAUUUUUAUUUUUGUUUUUAUGUUCUAGAAAGUUCUAUUUAAAAAAUCAAAGCUCUUAGGAUGUUAAAUUAUUUUUGCUGUGGAGAUCGGCAGUUAAAACUUACCUUUCGGAUAUUAUUGUGUAACUUCGUUGACAAUCAUCGAGGUUGAAAAGUUAGUGAAACUCCAAAGAUUGAAGUUGAAGUUGAAAGUUCUUUUGAGUAAAAAAAAAAAAAAGAAAAAGAAAAACCUUGAAAACAAGCGAGGAAAAUGCCUAUAUCUUCCAAAGAAAUUUUUCUUAGAGAAAAAUUUGCUUUAUUCAUGAAAAGCACAUAUCGUACGUCUGAAAAUUUUUUAAAUGUUAUGUUAUACAGUAGAAAAGGAAGGAUGGAGGUUUUCAAAAAGGGUUGUAAAUUUAUAGUGAAAGUUUGGGAACAUCUACGAGCUAGAUAAUUAUACUACUAUAAUAAAGUAAUAGUAUUCAAACAAUACUUUUCAUAACAGUACAAA